UUAUUAGAUAGUGGAGCUACUGGCCCAGUGCUAAGUAGUAAGUGGAUCAAGAGUACUCAAGCUCCUUGUGUACGGAGAAGAAUCCAGACUCCAAUACACGAUGCAAGUGGCAACCGCAUACCGGGAUCUGGUCUUCAUUAUACCAAGUCAUUGGAUCUGAAGAUAGGCGAUCACAUGAAUGGUAUGCGUUUCGAGGUAGCAGAUAUGGCCGACACUCGCGUCGACGGCUAUCUCCCAAUGUCGUGGUUAAAGGACCACAAUCCAGACAUCGAUUGGAAAGUAGGAUCACUGACCUGGCGCUCAGAUUUUUGUAAGGCGAAUUGCCUAACAAAGCAGAGGCGGUUAGUUUAUAUGAUGGACGAGGAACUGUUAGCCGAAGAUCCCGAAAAUGUAUAUUUUCUUGGGACGGUACAGUUCUCGGAUGAUAAAGGCGAAGAUGUCACAGUCCAACUUCUACCAGAGUAUAAGGACUUUGGUGACAUUUUCAGUCAAGAAAAUAUCGAUGCGUUACCGGAGCAUACAAAGUAUGAUCAUAGAAUUGAUUUGAUUCCGGGAAGUACUCCGCCCUUCGGGCCUAUCUAUCCACUAGCAGAGAAGGAGCGAAAGGCGCUC
Messenger RNA from Tuber aestivum (summer truffle), 612 nucleotides. The record is from the annotation of a GenBank genome assembly. Lineage: Eukaryota; Fungi; Ascomycota; Pezizomycetes; Pezizales; Tuberaceae.